AUGGAUUUUUAUAGCCUUUACCAGUGUAGAAAACCUUUAAUGGGAAUAGUAUUUAUUUUUUUUCUAGAUAUGUCUAUAUGUUUAAUAGCCCCAAUGGCCCUGGGAUUGACUGUCCGAUGCUGAUUGACAUCUCUGGAGCAUAUUUUCGAAGAGAAGGGUUUGGGGGCAACUACAUCGGAGGUCUCUCACCAUCAGAGGAAGAGGAACCAGACACCAGCAAUUUGGAUGUUGACCACAAUUAUUUCCAAGAGAAGGUGUGGCCACUGCUGGCGCACAGAGUACCUGCAUUUGAGUCACUCAAAGUAAAAUCAGCCUGGGCAGGAUUUUAUGAUUAUAACACAUUCGACCAAAACGGGGUGAUUGGAACGCAUCCACUGAUACAGAACAUGUAUUUUGCCUGCGGGUUCAGUGGACACGGCUUGCAGCAGGCACCGGGCUGUGGGACGGGCAGUGGCAGAGCUAUUGCUUGAGGGAGAUUUCAAGACCGUGAACCUAAAACCCUUUGGCUUCCAGCGUUUCAUUUCGAACAAGCCCAUCCUAGAAAGGAAUAUUGUAUGA
This is a messenger RNA of Staurois parvus, 558 nucleotides long. The record is from the annotation of a GenBank genome assembly. Lineage: Eukaryota; Metazoa; Chordata; Amphibia; Anura; Ranidae.